Messenger RNA from Larimichthys crocea (large yellow croaker), 1840 nucleotides. Its product is annotated as cyclic AMP-responsive element-binding protein 3-like protein 3-A. Gene Ontology annotation, molecular function: RNA polymerase II cis-regulatory region sequence-specific DNA binding; DNA-binding transcription factor activity, RNA polymerase II-specific. Gene Ontology annotation, cellular component: nucleus. The transcript is spliced from 10 exons. NCBI's taxonomy places the organism in Eukaryota, Metazoa, Chordata, Actinopteri, Sciaenidae. The coding region runs from base 166 to 1275 and encodes 369 amino acids. Gene Ontology annotation, biological process: regulation of transcription by RNA polymerase II. The record is from RefSeq and is a predicted model, not a curated record.
UGAUAUGCCAUUUCAACUUUGUCCCUUGCUAAAGACUCAGGCAUUCCUACUAGACGUCAAAGCCACAUAGAGGAACGUAUUGAUCUGGUUGUCUGUGUGUGUGUUUGAAUUCCUACCGGGUAGUUUCACUGUAAUUUCAUCAGCUGCUGCUUUAAUGUUGGAAUUAUGACGCUGACUACAGACAAGGUGCAUGGUGGGAUGGACCUCGCUGACCUCCUGCUCAGGAACACAGAUGAAACCACCCGUUGCCAGAGCAACCUACCGUGGACUAUCCCAAUUCAUGACACCCUGAGCCCUGAAGGAAGUACUGCUGAUGACUUCCUGGACGCCCUGCUGGGUGGGAGCGACUCCUCCUCAACUACUGCAUCCCCCCUGUGGUCACCCUCCACCACAGACAGCGGUAUCAACGAAGACCCUCCGACAGAUCCCGCAGAGAGUCUUCACCCACCUUCCUGCAUGCCUUUUCCAUCCUUCGACACACUGCAUUUCACACAGCCUCCACCUCUGCAGAAUGACGCACCGCCAAAUGAAAAAACAUCUUAUGUUUCCAUAGAUCUAGGUUUGGAGUCUGGUGACCUCCAAGAGCAGUUUGGUAUUGCGUACUACCUCACUACGAACCAAACCUCCCCUCUGUUGCCUACUCAGACUCUCACGGUGAAGGACCUACUGCUAUCCAACCAGGCGCAGCAAAUCCACCACCAUUCCCUUCAGGAGCUUGUACUUAAUGAGGAUGAGAAGAAGCUCCUGGCUAAAGAAGGAGUGAACUUAUCCAGCAAACUGCCCCUGUCCAAGGUACAUGACACACACCUACAUUUUGAAGAGAGGGUUUUGAAGAAGAUCCGACGGAAAAUCCGGAACAAGCACUCAGCUCAGGAAAGUCGGAAGAAGAAGAGGGAAUACGUUGAUAAUCUGGAGGGGAGGAUGUCUGCAUGUAGCGCUAACAACGUCAAGCUGCAGAGAAGGAUCCAGCAGCUGGAGGAAACCAACAACGCUCUGUUGGAGCAACUAAGCCGACUACAGGCUCUCCUUCCUAACAGCCCCAGCAAAACAACAAACAGAGGGACCUGUAUCCUGGUUUUGCUCCUUUCCUUCUCUUUGCUCAUUUCCUCGAAUCUUCAGCCAGAGCCUUACAGCCAACUCAGCAGGGGAGAGUACACACAGACUCAAGUGCCAUCCCGUUCCCUGCAGAUGAUGGAUGAAGUGCAAGACGUUUCUCCUCUUCCUCUCAUCUCCAGGGGAUUUGAGGACCUGUGCAUCUUGAGGGAGAAGCUCUGACCCUGGACAGAUCUGCCCACAUUAAACUUCCCAUUAAUUCACCACCAGGAUGACAGGCAUUGAGACAAUCACUGAUCUCCCGUGGGGUCCCCAAGAGGAAAGAUGUAGUGAAGGAGAGCGGGCUUGCUUGCAAGUGCAGCAUCCAAAUGAGCAGUUUGAUUGGUUUUCAGCAACUGUUUCUAUCUGCAGAGACUGAGCGAGGUGUUAUGAUGCGUUUGCCAUCCAGUCCAACACACAAAUAUCUAGUUAAAAGAUUUCACUUACUCAGAUGGAGGUCAGUGAGGAGGUCAUCCAAACAGACAUCUCAUCUUUUUUCUUUUUUCUUUGCUUUGUAAAACAGAGCCUCAGAGACUUGGUGAUGUGUUUUAUUGCUGGAAGAUGUAGGCAGGUAUAAUCUGUAAAAUGACACAAAUGUAUAGUCGCUGCUGUAUUUUAUUAUUUACUCCUAAUGUAUGUGUGGAAAAACUUUAUCAACAAUGAUCUGAGUUGAAUUUUGUAACAGUUGAGUGCAAUACUGAAGCGCAAGAUAAUUAAAAAGUGAACUCCAGUGGAUUUUGGAAACACC